CUUCAACGCCCGACGACUUGCUCAAGCUCACUGCUUUAAAUCGCCCAAGAUGUCGACCAUCGUUCGGACCUUGCGGAACCUGAGAAGAAUCGGCUUCAAGGAAUAUGGCCACCAAAUGCAGUAUAUUGGUGAUACCAAAGCCGGUACCUUGAUUGGCACCGACCGCUACGGCAACAAAUACUUCGAGAACAUGGAGGAGGAGCUCCCCCUCCGAACACGAUGGGUGGAUUACAAGGAGAAGGAAUAUGACCCUUCGCAGCUCGAGCCUGGCUGGCAUGCCUGGAUCUCGUACCUGGUCGAUGCUCCUCCCACUGCUGAUAAGCUCAUGCAGACUGGCCACCGCAACUGGGAGCUGCCUGAGCACAGGCCCAACCUGACUCUGAGCCGUGCUGCUUUCAAGACUUACUCGACCACCCGGCCUAAGUACUCUGCUUGGGAACCCGUUGCCGCUCCUCGGUAAUUCUAGCAUAGCCGAGUAUAGAAACUGCCUAUGUUUUUCUCCUGGGUUCUUCUGUCCUUGAGUUCGUAAGGAAAGCCCCUAGUUAGAUCUUUCUUUUGCUGGGAUGUGUGUAAAUAAAUAUUUCCUAUUGCGAGUUUUGGUUUCAUCAAGGUCGUUCACGGUCAUAACUGGUUGAUUUUUUCAAGUGGCCACUUAAAUUUUGCUUCUAUAAACAACGCACGACUUGCUCAUCC
This is a messenger RNA of Aspergillus steynii IBT 23096, 693 nucleotides long. RefSeq names its product complex I NDUFA12 subunit family protein. The transcript is spliced from 7 exons. NCBI's taxonomy places the organism in Eukaryota, Fungi, Ascomycota, Eurotiomycetes, Eurotiales, Aspergillaceae. Gene Ontology annotation, biological process: mitochondrial respiratory chain complex I assembly; response to oxidative stress. Gene Ontology annotation, cellular component: membrane. Bases 50 to 460 code for a protein of 136 amino acids. The record is from RefSeq and is a predicted model, not a curated record.